Rhopilema esculentum is the source of this 1259-nucleotide messenger RNA. RefSeq lists its product as uncharacterized. The record is from RefSeq and is a predicted model, not a curated record. Lineage: Eukaryota; Metazoa; Cnidaria; Scyphozoa; Rhizostomeae; Rhizostomatidae.
ACUUGAGAGUGAUGCUAAAAUAGCUUGUCAAUCAGAAGUAAUGCGCUUCACCAUGCAGGUCGUUUUACUGACGGCCGUUUUGGCCCUUGGCCUAAACUUGCAUGUCAUCAACGCAUGGAGAAGAAGAAGAAGAGUGAGCCAGGUGCGAGGCGCUAAGGAAUUAGAAACACGGAAGAAGCGAGAUCUUCUGUCAGAUGGAAGAAAAUGCUCGAUCCAUGGAGAAUACAGUUUAAAAAGAGGAAAAGUUGUUCCAACUGACAAUACAGGGUCGACUGUGACAGGGCUCAAAUGCAACAAGGACUUUUGCUGGAAAGGCCACUAUUGCUGGCAAUGCAAGCUAAGAAGCGGAGGAUUGGAAUUCCGAGAAGUAAUGCCAAGUCAGAUAAACAAAAUCAUAUGCAAAGACGCACAGUGCUUGGUUGGAAAAAAGGACACUAGCCUUGAGUACUAUAGCAGAAAUGACUCAAGAUCAGUUCCUCGUGCCAAUGGCCCCUUCAGCUGCAACAGCUAUCUCUGUAUGUCUGACAAAGAUUGUUGGAAGUGUCGCUUGAACCACGAAAACGAUGAUUUUGAGACCGUAAACACAGGAAGAGAGUUCGACAACAGGGUUACUUGCUGCCCGAUACCAACAAGACUUGUUCAGCUUCAAGGCAGGAGUUUUGGGGGUCUGAAGUCUGGCAGCUCGUUAGACGAUGACGAAGAGAAGGAGCUUGAAAACGAUGGAUCAUUUAUCUUGGCUAAUCUUCCGGCCAGGAAGCUGAUAACAAACAUUGAAGUGACCCACAGAGGACGAAAAAGCCCUGUACAAUACACUUUUUCGUAUAGCCUUGACGGAGAAACUUGGUUAGAGUAUCACGAAUUCCAAGAUAAAGCUGUGUUCGCCAGCACAGCGAAACUGGAUGGAAGACGUCACACACUCUUCAAACCAAUCAUUGCACGGAAAGUCAAAAUUGUUCCCUAUAAUCAGUCCCAGUCUUCUAAAAUAUCAGUCGCUCUCUUUGGUUGUAAUAUUCAUUAGAACACAAUUGCAUACAUUCAAGUCCUGCUAUGGAAAAUAUCAAAGACAUUAUGUCGAUGGAGUUGGGCAGAAAAGUUAGCGGGAAAUUUCAUUGCAGCAAUUGGCAGGAUGAUUUGAAACUUAGCUAUAAGUAUAUAUCCCCCGUAACAAUUUAUUUAAUCCUAUCAACUUCAUGUAUUUAUUACUAGAUUAUGAAACAGCAAUAGUGAAUAUUUCAUUUAAUGGAGCAAAAUAUUUGAAA